GCACCUUUGUCAGUUUAAGCACACACAUACACACACAGCGCACACUGCACUUUUCUCAACUCGUUGCACCAGUGGAAGCAUUGGGCAUUCCUCAAGGACCUUUACUUCACGUGACUUGUGUUUUAUUGGAGCUCUGAAAGGGUUUCGACUUAUCCCGUUGGAAACACCAUCAACAAGCAACAAGGUGAGAUGAAAGGGUUUUAACUUGAACUAGCGUGGAGUCCCAGUAUGGUUCUGGGCCGAGCUGCCAACAUGAGUUUGAUGGACAUUUCUAAGAUCUUCUCCCUGCUCCAGCCGAAGGAGGAGGAUGAGGACGGCGAGCAGAGUCAGGCUCUGAACAACGCCGUGAGCAGCGACGAUGUAGCUCUGCUCUCAGAGCUUCUGUCUCAGGAGGAUUACAGAAAGUCUAUCAAUGCUCGAAGUGGGUGGGGGGUCCCCGUAACUCCCUUGCGCACUGCUGCUGCAUUGGGACAUCUGAGGUGCCUGGAGCUGCUACUGGGGCACGGAGCAGAGGUUGACAGCUUGGACGUGAAGGCCCAGACGCCUCUGUUCACAGCUGUCAGUGGGAAACAUCUGGACUGUGUAGUUUCACUGCUGAAUGCUGGAGCAGAUCCCAAUGGCAGCCAGUACAACAACUGCUCCCCGGUGCUGACCGCUGCCCGAGAGGGUGACGUCGACAUACUCAGAGAGCUGCUUCGGUUUGGAGCUGAGGUAGAUGUGAAGCCCAAAGUCCCCGAAUGGGCCUCCAACGCCACAGCGUGCAGAGGGCCCCUCUACAUCUCAGCUGUGUAUGGACACUUGGACUGCUUUAAACUGCUCCUUCUUCACGGUGCAAAUUCCAACUACAACUGCACGGAUGAGAAAAUGUUGGCCAGGAUCAAACAGCCGAAGACAGUUUUGGAGGUGUGUCUCCGCUACGGCUGUGGGGUGGAGUACAUUCAGCUUCUUAUAGACUUUGGAGCAGACGUCUAUCUGCCGACACUCAUCAUUGACAAAACCACUAAGCAGAACGAAGCUCUGCUUCUUCUCCUCAAGGAGAGAGUUUGCCCCAAAUCUCUGAUGUCACAGGCUCGACUGGCAAUCAGAGGAUACCUCCCUUUUGCUAACAAGGAGCCUGCAAUUGACAGCUUGGACAUUCCUCUGAUCCUGAGAAAUUACUUGAAACAUGAAACCUCAGACGCCAUGUGAUGCUUUUCUUCUUUUUUAAAAUUUUUCUUUCUUUUAUACAUUUUUAAAAUUUUUACCAGAACAAGCUAAAGGACUGUUUUACAUCCGAAUUGUUUGUAGCUGUGAAGUCAGAUGAUUUUCUUUCAUGUCUAUGAAGCUUUUAGAAGCAAAAGGAGGGCUCCAUGUUGGAAAAUCCACUGUAUCUUUGGGAAGUGUAACAACAUCAGUGGCCACUAGAGACCACAGUAACACCAUACGUUGUGGAUAUCAAAAUCUGAGGCUCCUCACAGGCACUAUUGUUAUUCUGAUAUUACCUCACUAAAUCCACUUUGGCUCACUCCUUCACUCGGGUAACAUUACACAGACACAUGUAGUCACCUUACUUAUUUAGACAUCCAGACACACACACACACACACACACACACACACACUGUCUGCACCACAACAGGAUGUCUUAGAUCUUGCCUGAAAAACAUUCUUGUGUCUUUGGACUUCAAAACACCAGGAAGCAGAAUGAAAAGCCUCCACUUCAGCGCCUCCAGCUGGGAGAAUAUGUUUCCAUAACGCUCAUUACUUAUUGAUUAGAGCAUAAUUAUUUUCAGGAUUCAAUUUUAGUGUUUAGAAGUUUGUUGAUUUAAAAAAAAAGUUUUCUUUUG
This is a messenger RNA of Pundamilia nyererei, 1823 nucleotides long. RefSeq names its product ankyrin repeat and SOCS box protein 12-like. The record is from RefSeq and is a predicted model, not a curated record. Lineage: Eukaryota; Metazoa; Chordata; Actinopteri; Cichliformes; Cichlidae. Bases 229 to 1188 code for a protein of 319 amino acids. Gene Ontology annotation, molecular function: protein binding. Gene Ontology annotation, cellular component: nucleus. The transcript has 4 exons.